CCUCCCGUUUCCUCCCCUCCCUGCUCCUUGGCUCCUUUCCCUUCCUUCCCCCUCGGUCUUCGCAGGUCACGGGGGCGAGAGCCCAUCAAACCGGGGAUGUUCGGGUACGGCCGAGUCCCCUUCGCCCUGCCCCUGCACCGGCCCCGCCGACACCCCCAGAAGCCUCCUCCGGCCUCACCUCCCCCGGCCCCGGGGGCUCGGGCUUCUGACCCCCAAGACCCCGCAACACGGGCCCCUCGCCCCUCCGGGACGGAGCCCCCGCAAACAGAGCCGCCCCUCGCCCGGGUCCCCGGGACCCGGUCCCCGGGCACCGAAUCACUGCCGCCAAACCCACUGCCACACACCCACCCCCUCAGGACCAAGCUGCCCCCUAAAACCCAGGCCCCCAAGCCCCCACCCCCCAAAAUCCAGGCCCAGCUCCCUCAGACGGCCCCCCCAGAAACAAAGUCCCCCCAGACCGCGCCCUCCCAAGCUAAGCCCUCUCCGGUCCAGCCCCCCAUCACCCUGCCCUUCAGGACUCCGACCUCCCAAACCAUCCCAUCCCCGGCCCAGUUCCUGCGGCGGGCCCAGGGGCGGGAGGAGGAAGCAGCGUGGUCCGGGGGUCUGCCCUGGCCAGCCCGGGCGGAACCGAACCCCCCCAGCUCAGGUAACGGGCUGCCGCUGCUGAGCCCCGGCCCCCCCAGGCCUCCCGGUCCCCCAGGCCCACCCGGGCCCCUGUGGAACCUGUUUGCCCCCGUCACCUCUGCCGUUCUGUGCCCUGGGGAGAAGGAGCAGCUUCGAGCCUGCAGCCAGGAGCCCUGCCCCCCGGACCGUCCGGACCCCCGGGCCCUGCAGUGCGCCGCCUUCAACCCGCGAGAGUUCAUGGGGCGACGCUAUGUGUGGGAACCUUUCACAGAAGUGCAGGGCUCCCAGCGCUGCGAGCUCAACUGCCGCCCCCGCGGCUUCCGCUUCUACGUCCGGCACACGGACACAGUCCAGGAUGGGACGCCCUGUCAGCCCGGGGCCGCGGACAUCUGCGUGGCCGGCCGCUGUCUGAGUCCCGGCUGUGAUGGACUCCUGGGUUCGGAGCGUCGUCCGGACAGCUGUGGGGUUUGCGGGGGAGACGGCUCUUCCUGCCGCCUGGUAUCGGGGAACCUGACUGAGCCGGGCCAGCCCCUCGGCUACCAGAAGCUGCUGACCGUCCCGUCCGGGGCCACCCAGCUCCGCCUCGCCCAGCUCCGCCACACCAACAACUACCUCGCUCUGCGCGGCCCCGGGGGCAAAUCCAUCAUCAACGGGAACUGGGCCGUGGAUCCACCCGGGAGCUAUCCCGCCGGCGGAACCGUGUUCCGGUACCAGCGACCGCCCCGGGAAGACGGGGCCGGAGAGAGCCUGACCGCCGAAGGGCCCACCGCUCACCCCGUGGAUGUCUACAUGAUCUUCCAGGAGGAGAACUUGGGGGUCUCCUAUCAGUACCUCAUAUCCUUUCCCCUCCCGGACCCCGGGGCCCCCCCAACGGAGACCCCCGGGCCCCGGCUCCAGCCAGGAGUCUUGGCAUUGAACUCCCGGGCCGGCCCGGCCCCCCGCCUGGCCCGGACCCCGGGGAUUCUGCAGCGGCAGGUCCGGAUCCCCCCGCUCCCCGCCCCGCCUCUCCCGGGACCCCAGCUCCGAACACCGGCGGGAUACUGGAGACGAUCCGGGCAGACCGACUGCUCCACCUCCUGUGGACAAGGGGUCUGGCGCCCCGUGUUCCAGUGCACGUCCCGCCAAGGGAGGGAAGAGCUGGACGAGAGCGAGUGUGCCCCCAAUUCCCGGCCCCCCGCCCCCCUGGAGUCCUGCCACGGGCCUCCGUGUCCACCAUACUGGGAGACGGGCGAGUGGACGCCCUGCAGCCGGUCGUGCGGGCCGGGCAGCCAGCACCGCCAGCUCCGCUGCCGCCAGGACUUCGGGGAGGGCAGCUCCUCCGUGCCGCCCCAGCGCUGUGCCCGCCUCGCCCCGCCCAAUGCCACCCGGCCCUGCCAGCAGCGUCUCUGCGGGCACUGGGAGGUGCAGUCCUCAUGGAGCCAGUGCUCGGUGCGUUGCGGGAGGGGCCUGCGGAGCCGCCAGGUGCGCUGCGUCAGUAACCAGGGCAACGAGGUGAGCGAGGCCGACUGCCGGCCCGGACCCCCCAGGCCCCCCAGCAGCCAGCCCUGCCACAUGGGACCCUGCGCCCACACCUGGUUCCACAGCGCCUGGAGCCCCAAGUGCUCGGCCGACUGCGGGACGGGGAUCCAGCGUCGCUCGGUGAUCUGCCUGUGGAGCGGGGGUCCGGGGGAGGGCGAGGGGCCGGGGGGCGGCGGGGACUGGGGGCCCGGGGAGGGGAGCUGCCCCCCGGCCAGCCGCCCCGCGGAGACGCGGGCCUGCAGCUCGGGACCCUGCCAGGACUCGCGGGUUUGGUUCGCCGGACCCUGGGGAGAGUGCUCGGUGGACUGUGGGCCCGGCAGCCAGCGGCGAGAAGUGAUCUGCGUGCAACGGAGGGGGGCCGAGACCUCGGUGGUCCCCCCGGCCGAAUGCUCCUCCUUGCCCCGGCCUCCCACCCUGCAGCCCUGCCACGGGGGAGACUGUACUGACCGCUGGUUCUCCACCGCCUGGAGCCCCUGUUCGCGCUCCUGCCUGGGGGGCGUCCAGCUGAGGGAGGUCCAGUGCCUGACGGUCAACCGGACCCUGAGUGCCCGCUGUCCUCCCGCCCUCCGCCCGGCCCGCAGACAGUCCUGCAACGACCAGCCGUGCAACCGGAGCCCGGAUGACCGCUGCCAAGACUCGUCCCCGACCUGUCCUCUGGUGGUCCAGGCCCGGCUCUGUGUCUACCCCUCCUACCAAGCAUCCUGCUGCCGCUCCUGCUCCCUCGCUCCGGCCCCGCCCCGGGAGACCCCCGAACCGGGCUGAGGGGGGCCGGGGGGCCGGAGACGCCCCCCGCGACCCACACCUUGGAGGCCUGACUCCCUCCCUCUCCCCUCCUGUAUCCCCGAAAGCUCGAAGAGGGGCUAGGGGAGGGCGGCUGGGUGUGAUUUGGGGGCGUAGCGGGGGGUUAGGUCUGUUUAGGCGGAAGGAGAGCGGGGAUUUUAGUGGGAAAGGAGACAGAAAGCUGCCAUCCUGGGGUCUUUUGGACCCCCGUGGGGGUACCAGUGCGUGUUGGUGUUGGUGUCCACGUCCAUCCGGGCGGGGAUUAUCCUCACUGACGUUGGUUGAAGCCCCAGAAAUUCCCCCAGACGUCCGAGGGGCCCGGCCAGGCCGCAAUUCCUGCGCCCCGAAACUG
Molecule: messenger RNA, 3274 nt
Organism: Tachyglossus aculeatus (Australian echidna)
Lineage: Eukaryota; Metazoa; Chordata; Mammalia; Monotremata; Tachyglossidae
Gene: ADAMTSL4
Product: ADAMTS like 4
Biological process (GO): extracellular matrix organization
Cellular component (GO): extracellular matrix
Molecular function (GO): metalloendopeptidase activity
Source: RefSeq, a predicted model, not a curated record